CAAAUUCUACCCUCCCACGCAAAGGAUUACAGCAUCAACGGGGAAGAAAGCAAAAAAGCAGUUGCGCAAAACUGACUGACUCCUUGGCCCGUUAAGUUCAGCUAAUCACUCACUCAGGACUAACAAGAAACCAUGGCCUCUGGUUAUCCUCCCCAAAAUUACCAGCCGCCACCGCCAAUGGGAUAUGCACCUGCUCCACAAAACUUUAAAAAUGAGGUUCCACCUCCUUAUAGUGUGCCUCCUCCCCAGCCACAGCCUGGUUAUGGCUAUGCUCCUGCUGCCCCUGUUCCUCAACAGCAAUCAAGCAACAAUGUUGUGGUGGUCAAUUCUCAGCCAACUCCUGCUAUAGUUACCACCAUUCGUCCUGUUGGUGAUCAUUUCUUGACUCUGUCUAUAGUCCUCACUAUUGUUUGCUUCAUUUGUGGGGCCUGGCAUGCACUCUUGUGUACUAUUCCAGCCAUCAUUUUCUCUACCAUGGCUCGUGAUGCUGAGGCUCGUGGUGACAUGGACAGUGCUCAGACCAACUCUCGCCUGUCCCUUGGUUGCAAUAUUGGAGGAAUUGUAUCUAAUGUUGCUGGCAUUGUGAUUCUGAUCAUUGUAAUUGCAAUCGAAGUCUCUGCUGCAUCUUCCGCUGCAUCUUCAUAUUAUUCUUAUUGCUAUUAUUAUUAUAGCUAUACCUAUGAUAGCUACCGCUAUUACUGCUACAAAUGAGAGUUGUCUUUUGUGACAUUAAUAUGAAAGACAGCAACUGCAAAAUGUACAAGUUUUCUUCAUAAAUAGUUGUACUGUUCAUUUAGUUAAUUAUAUACAAUGUUGUUUUUCCCAUUUAUUCCUUUGAUGAAAUUUUUUAAAAUUA
Molecule: messenger RNA, 856 nt
Organism: Amphimedon queenslandica
Lineage: Eukaryota; Metazoa; Porifera; Demospongiae; Haplosclerida; Niphatidae
Exons: 6
Coding region: 133-711 (192 amino acids)
Cellular component (GO): membrane
Source: RefSeq, a predicted model, not a curated record